CCCUGUGCCCCCCGGGUUUGGAUGUAAAGAAAGGAAAAUAGCCCCAGGAGGAGUCAGGUGGGCCGGAAAGCGAGACCUUUGAAAGGUCAAGUGCGGGCUAGAACUUAAGAAAGUUAAAAAAAAAAAGGUUUCUGGAGGCUUCUCCCUAAGUAAAUAACAGUGCUCCCCCCACACCCUCCGGCCCAGAAGAAAGGCUCGGUUCGGGGGAUCCAUUCGCUUGCCCCCUUUCCACGUGCCAGGCCCCGGGCGUAGGAGAGAACCAAAGUAGUCUCUGCUCGCUCCGUCUCACUUUCGGUUAAGAGUUUAGGUGCGCGGUUCUGCGCUGGACCCACGCCGCCAGCGUGACUUGGCGGCGGCGCGCUGGUGAGAGGCUGCGGCUGCGAGAGCCCGACGUUAACGUUAAGCCCCAGCCCCGGGAGGGUGAGCGCCUGCCUCUCAGGGGGUUGCAUAAGAACGGACUAUUUAACCCAGGCUUAAAAAUUGCCGCUGCGCUUCCUGUCUGGUCGGGGGCCUGCGUCCCUCCUCCCCACCCCCACCGCCCCCUUUUCAGCCGGAGGAUGCCGUGAUCUGGUCUGGGCUUUGCCAGUAUAAAUAGCUUAAGAUGCAUUCGGCCACGAAGCUUUGUCAGUGUAAUAAGUACAACGCUGCAAACUUUUGUAGUUAGGGCUAGGCCAGCCAGACUAUCAAAGGAACAUUUUGUUGAACCAGAGAGUGACAAUUUUUAAAAAUCGCAUGGAAUAUCAUGAUAAGUAAUGGAACAAGAUAAAUGUGCAGACCUCGGUGUAUGAUGAAGCAGUCAUCAUCGAAACGACUCGGAUAAAUGGAAAAUAAAAACACGAAGUAGUUACCGUUUGCGGAAUCCUAUGCUGAACGCUGGGGAGACAAUUUGGUGACAUUGUCAAUCCAAUCCUAAUGAAGUUUUGAGGGUUUGGCCUCCUUUCAAAGAAAGACAUCCUUGUUAAAUGAGCAUGAUUGCCAGAGGAGGGAAGGCUUUGUUUAAAACUACCUUGGGUUCAGGAAAACAUGUGUUGAUGAAGAAUAAAGAUGAUAACUUGGGACAGAAAUCCCAUCUGCAGAAAAAUGUGAGCUCUGGACAGGAACUCUUCCGCCAGCUCUUUAGGCAGCUUCGCUACCAAGACACUUCUGGGCCCCAAGAGGCCCUGGUCCGACUCCAAGAGCUUUCCAGAUGGUGGCUGAGGCCAGACAUCCACACAAAGGAAGAGAUUCUGGAGCGAUUGGUUCUGGAACAGUUCCUAACCAUUCUGCCUGGUGACCUUCGGACCUGGGUUCUGCUUCAUCACCCAGAGAAUGGGAAGGAGGCGGUGGCUCUUGUGAAAGAUCUUGAGAGUCACUUCAGUGAUCAAGAAAGGGAGGUCUCAGACCAAGCUCAGGUUCAAGAUGUGCUGUGGAUGGGGACUACAUCUCUGGGAGCAGCACAGGAAUCACAUCCUAUUCCAUCCCUCAGGAGUUACUCCUCACACAGGACCUACUUGGACUCUGAUUAUGACACAGGGAUGUUCCACCUUCAGGAUCCUCCAAAUGUUCCUCCAACUCCCCAAAUCCCUGCUGUUCCUCAAGAGGAGAGCACAGGUCAGAUGAUGGCCAUGUCUCCAGAAGCCAAAUCACAGGACUCUGUGACGUUCGAGGAUAUAGCCAUAUACUUCAGUAAGGCAGAAUGGCCACAUCUGUCCCCUGCUCAGCGGGCCCUGUACAAGAAAGUGAUGCUGGAGAAUUAUCGGAAUUUGGCCUCUCUAGUACGUCCAUUUCCCAAACCUGCUGUGAUUUCCAAGCUGGAGGAGGUAUCAUGGGACCUUCAGGAAACUCCGGACCAAGUAGAUCUGAAAAAUACUCAUGCAGGUGGUGAACCCCAUAAUGAGGUCAAGAAGUUGGUUGAAAAGCAGGAGAUUGGUAAAGAAGAUUCUCAAGCAUUAUCUCAAACACAGGGAGGUCUCCAGACCAGUAUUCCUGAGCAGCCUCAUUUUGAAGAGUUUAAUGAACACAAGAACAGGAAAGAGAAGCAGGGAGGGAAAUCGGCUCUGGAGAUAAAGAGAGUAGAGAGAGAUUCCAAAUAUAUGGCAGACAGAGAUGUAACAACUGCAGAGGAAACAGAGGAAAAUUAUCAGAGACAUUUAAGCUCAAACCUUGUUAGUCAUCAAAAAAUUCCCCAAAUAGAGAAAGUCUACAAAUGUGAUGAGUGUGGCAAAUAUCUUAAACAUAGUUCAGACUUUGUUCAACAUCAGAAAACUCACAGUGGAGAGGAAUCCUCUAAAUAUGAUGAAGUUGGGAAAGCAUUCAGUCAUACUUCGGAACUUGGUCAAGUUCAGAGAAUAAAAGGUAAAGAUAUGCCCUACAAAUGUAAAGACUGUGACAAAUCCUUCAGUCAUCGCUCACAUCUUGACCACCACCAAAGACUUCAUACCCGGGAAAGACCGUAUAAAUGUAAAGAGUGUGGAAAAGCCUUCAGGUGGAGUUCAAACUUUGCUCGACAUAGAAGAAUUCAUACUGGACCAAAACUCUAUGAAUGCCAAGAAUGUGGAAAGGGCUUUACUAGAAUUUCUCAAUACAUUAUUCAUCAGAGAGGCCACUUUGGGAAAAAACACUAUAUAACUAAUAGAUAUAACAGAACUUUUAGGCACAUAUCAGCAUUUAAUAAACAUAGGAAAGUUCAUACAGGGGAGAAAUGCUAUAACUGCAAAGACUGUGGGAAAACUUUUACAAGAAAUAGAACCCUUCUUGAUCACCAGAAAAUUCACACUGGUGAGAAACCCUAUAGAUGUAAAGAAUGUGGAAAAACUUUUACAAGAAACAGAACCCUUCUUGAUCAUCAGAGAAUUCACACUGGUGAGAAACCAUAUAGGUGUAAAGACUGUGGGAAAACUUUUACAAGAAACAGGAGCCUUGUUGAGCAUGAGAGAAUUCACACUGGCGAGAGACCUUAUGAAUGUAUUAAGUGUGGAAAAGCCUUCAAUCGUAAGUCGUAUCUUUUUCUUCAUGAGAGAACUCAUAACCAAAAGAAACCUUACAAAUGUAACAUUUGUGGAAAAGACUUUAGGUGGGGCUCAGGCUUUUCUCGACAUCGAAGAAGCCAUAUUGAGAAUCAUGAUGAAGGUAAUGAUCAAAGGAGAAUUUUUAAUCAUAGAUCAGACAUUCAGCACCAGAAUACUGAACAUACUGAAAAGAAGUCUUACCAAUGUCAUGAAUGUGGGAAAACUUUUACCCGGAAGAGAACCCUGAUUGAUCAUCAGAGAAUUCACACAGGGGAAAAACCUUAUAAAUGCAGUCACUGUGGGAAAGCCUUCAGUUGUAAGCCAUACCUUAUUGUCCAUCAGAGGACUCAUAUCUUUAAAGCUCAUCAGAAAAAUUGCAUCACAAAGAAUUGCUAUGAUUGUACUCAGUGUGGAAAAACCUUUUCUCAGAAAUCCUCACUUAUUGUACAUCAAAGACUUCAUACUGGAGAACUACCUUAUAAAUGUAGCGUCUGUGGGAAAGCCUUCAGAUGGAAGUCAAACUUCACUCAACAUCAGAGAAGUCACAUUGGAAUGAAACAAUUUAAAUGUCAAGAAUGUGGAAAAAUUUUCAGCCAAAAAGACAGAUUAAUUGAUCACCAGACAAUUCAUAGUGAAGAGAAAGUCUUUCAAGAUCAGCAAGGUGACAAAACCUUCAAUCAGAAAUUUACUGAGUACCAACAAGUAGCUGAUCAUGAGAAACCUUAUAAAUGUAAUCAGUGUGGGCAGUCCUUCAGCUGUGCCUCAGGACUUAGCAUACACCAAAAAAUACACACGGAGGAGAAAUCCUACGAAAAUGAUAAUAUGGAAACUUCUUUCCAGGACUCAAGUCCUACCUCUCAUCAAAAGUUCCACAUUAGAGAGGGAGUCUAUAAAUGUAAUAUAUGUGAGAAAGCCUUUCCCAAGAAAUCUCAGCUUCUUAUGCAUGACAGAUUUCAUACCCGAGAAAGACCCUAUAGUUGUAAAAAAUGUGGGAAAAAGUUCAGAUGGAGCUCAAACUUAUCUCGACACCAGAAAAAGCACGCUACAUGGUAAAUUGUAAAAUAAAAAUUUUGUAGUUUCAUAGCAAUGACUACAAAAGACAUCUUAGCUAAGGAAAUCUCAGCUGUGUCAUUGGUGAUUCUGGGUAGGGAGGAUUUAUGAUUGAUUUUCUUUCUUGAAGGAGAUUUUCUCUUUUCCUUGAGUACACAAUCAAGAAUCUAUGAGGAAACUUGUCUCAAGAGCAAAGUUUGUGAAAAUUAGGGAAGAAAUUUCAAGCCUGCUUUUAGUUGAAGCAAAUCAUAAAAAGUAAUAUGAUAGUAAUGUUAGGGAGAUUUGUUUUCCAUCCUCCCCUCUUGACACAAGUUGUAUAAUACUGGACAAUUCAGUUAGACUUUGCAAAGGAAAUUUUUUUUAGUCUCUAAAAGAUUCUCUAUCGUACUCUUGACACGUUGAGAAUAUCUGAAAAUUCACUAGUGCAUAUCUAUUAAGUGAUAUAUGGGUUGGUGCAGGAAAAUUUUUUAAAGCAUAUCUUAAAUACAAUAUAUGUAUACAUAUUUAUACAGUUCUCUUGUUGCAUUUCUAAAUCUUGCUGCAUACAGAUUUAGAAAGAAUAAAAAUAACUUGGGAAGAAAAAAAUGUAAACAUCCCACACUCAUUUCCCAGUGUUCUU
This is a messenger RNA of Sarcophilus harrisii (Tasmanian devil), 4656 nucleotides long. Its product is annotated as zinc finger protein 420. The record is from RefSeq and is a predicted model, not a curated record. Gene Ontology annotation, biological process: regulation of DNA-templated transcription. The transcript has 7 exons. Bases 963 to 4040 code for a protein of 1025 amino acids. Lineage: Eukaryota; Metazoa; Chordata; Mammalia; Dasyuromorphia; Dasyuridae.